AUGGGGAGGAACAGGUUGGAGGAAGAAAGAUCAUGCAUCUAUGUUCUUGUCCAGGAUGCUCUCGCAAAAGAGUUCUGGUUUGCAAUUGAUUUAAAUGCUGCCAACAGGAAAGAUGGCUGCGGCGGCGGGCGUGCAGGUGCUGGUCUUUGCGCUCGGAAACUGGAGAUGCGAUAUCCACUCCAAGGCGUCCACCUUGUUACUUUCGGUUCAUAUAUGACCCUGAUUUACGGUUUGGGAGGCGAUAUCUUGGUGCCUGACCCAUCGUGUUGUUCCCUUGGACGCCAGAAAAUCUUGCGCUCCAUCUACUUCUACGACACAGCAAAUCCGGCAAGGGGGUGGGUCAGAGGUCCUGAUAUGAUUGCAACCAGACGUGAGCCCCGUCACCAAGUAGUUGACGGCAAGCUUUGCGUGCUGGGAGGGAUAGCCUUUUCUGAUGAUGAAUUGGAUUGUUGUGAUCAACCUCGUUAUGUAUGGGCUGAGUAUCUGGAUUUGUCGCUGCCCUUUUCGGAUUGGAAAUGGCAUCCAGUGGAUGUACCACCUGGCGACUCUGGCGGCCUUCUUUCGGAGUGGAAAUCUCUCUCAGCCUCUAAGUUUCCUCUGAUGAAGGGAAAAUUUGAUCCCCAGCGCCACGUCUUGGCUCACAUAGGUUGGCCUCAGCGAAUUACUGUAUGCUAUGAUGUCCAUAGUAAAUUAUUGAGUAGAGUUUCUGAUUCUGGUGCGCUGAGCUCGUAUUCUGCGCAUGCCAUGUUUGUGGACGGCGACUACGUAUUCAUACCUGACGCAACAGCGGUGCUAGCCAUGGGGGUGUUUCACGACGACAAAGACACGCGCUCAGCACCUUGGUUCCAGGGUUUUGUCCGGGGUAUGUACGGAAAUUGUGGUCGCCUUCCUCCUCCUCGUUUUCGCGGUAUUUGUCCCGAAGACCCUGAUGCAUUUCUGCUCGUGCCAAUUGCUCCCUUCAAAUAUGCUACGGUUUGGUCCCCUGAUCUCAAGGAGGAACCCUGUGAUGUUAGGCUGUCUGUGUUCACUGUUUCUCCUCCUGCCUCUCCUCGUCUCAAUAGCACCACUUUGCGUGCUCGUUUUGAGGUAUCAGAUGAGCAUCUUCCCCUGGGGUUGCCACUGAAUGUACGCGUUUUGGCGGCUGUUGCAGUACUCCCUGCUUCCCUGUCAAGGCAUGAUCUAUCCAUGGAUGCUGUUUUGACAGAAGCAUCAGUGGAGAAGGGGACCAGCAGUAUGGAGACGGACUAGGUUUUAAGGACCACUGAUAUAUGUCUCAGCAUGUAACUAUGUCUGCUUAACUAUCAAGAUGUUCACCUUUUGCCUGCUUUGUAUUUUGGUGAAUCAAUUAGAGAGCUUGGUUGAAAGUCCAAGGCAAUAUUGCGUUGUAGAUUGGUUUUUA
Messenger RNA from Coffea eugenioides, 1399 nucleotides. RefSeq lists its product as uncharacterized. The record is from RefSeq and is a predicted model, not a curated record. The transcript is spliced from 3 exons. The coding region runs from base 1 to 1248 and encodes 415 amino acids. NCBI's taxonomy places the organism in Eukaryota, Viridiplantae, Streptophyta, Magnoliopsida, Gentianales, Rubiaceae. Gene Ontology annotation, molecular function: protein binding.